This is a messenger RNA of Knipowitschia caucasica, 1302 nucleotides long. NCBI's taxonomy places the organism in Eukaryota, Metazoa, Chordata, Actinopteri, Gobiiformes, Gobiidae. The record is from the annotation of a GenBank genome assembly.
AUGCCAUUCAUACUGCGGUGCGGGAUGAGGAGAGGGGCCCCAGAACCGGCCAUGUGGAGGACGUGCAGCCUGUUUUGCGCAUGGUGUCUGCUGUUCUUAUCUCAAAGCUGUGCGCAGUCUCAACGGAGGCCCAGCUUCACGUGUGGAGGGAAUAUCACGGGAGACUCUGGAGUCAUUGGAAGUCAGGGAUACCCAGGAGUUUACCCACCCAAUACCAAAUGCGUUUGGAGAAUUACAGUGCCUGAGGGGAAGGUUGUGGUCCUGUCCUUCCGCUCCAUCGACUUGGAGAAUGACAACCUGUGCCGUUACGACUACGUGGAUGUGUACGGCGGACAUGUGAGCGGGCAGAGGCUGGGCCGCUUCUGUGGCACUUUCAAACCCGGAGCUCUGGUUUCCACAGGCAACAAGAUGCUCGUGCAGAUGGUUUCGGAUGCCAACACUGCUGGGAGUGGCUUUCUGGCAGUUUUCUCUUCAGCGCAUCCACACGAGAGAGGUGACCAGUAUUGUGGAGGCCGAUUAGACAAACCAUCUGGCUCUUUCAAAACACCAAACUGGCCUGAGAAAGAUUACCCUGCUGGUGUUACCUGCUCUUGGCAUAUCAUUGCACCCAAAAACCAGAUCAUAGAAGUCAAGUUUGAAAAGUUUGACGUGGAACGGGACAACUACUGCCGCUACGACCACGUCUCCAUUUUCAACGGACCCGAAAUCAACGACGCCAGGAGGAUCGGCAAAUUCUGCGGAGACAGCCCCCCAGCACCCGUGUUCUCCGAGGGGAACCAGCUCCUGAUCCAGUUCCUGUCAGACCUCAGCCUCACCGCGGACGGCUUCAUUGGACAUUACAAGUUCAGGCCGAAGAAGUUCCCCACCACCACCGUCCCACCCACCACCACCACCCCGCCGGUCACCACCAGGCCUAUACCUCUCAAAUACUCCGUCGCCCUGUGUCAGCAGAAAUGCAAAAGACGGGGAACACUUGAAAGCAACUACUGCUCCAGCAAUUUCGUCAUCACAGGCACGGUGAUCACGGCGGUGGUGCGAGGUGGAAGCACAUUCGCCACCGUCUCCAUCAUCAACGUGUACAAAGAGGGGAACCUGGUCAUACAGCAGGCCGGCAAAACCAUGAGCACCAAGAUCAUAAUCCUGUGCAAGAAGUGCCCCUUUAUCAGACGAGGCUUGAACUACGUGUUUAUGGGCGAGGUGGACGAGGAGGGCCGAGGGAAGAUCGCGCCGCAACAUUUCGUCAUGCCCUACAAGUCCAAGAACCAGAAAGGACUGAACGGCCUCAAGAACAAGCGCUGCUGA